AUCAUUAGAUCUGUCAAGCAAGUGCUUUCACGCAACAAACACCGCACGAUCCUAUCUACAAAGCAGCAAAUCGCCUCAGACCUUCAUCCUUACUCAUAAUCCGGUCUUCAAGCGAUGCCGCAUUAUGGUCACCGCUGUAGCGCCAUCUACACAAUCACCUAAACGCUCUUUCUCCUCCAUCAGCAGUAACCCCCGCCGCAGCCAUCCUUCGCAGUCCAAGUCACUUCCGAAGAGCAAGAGAGUAAAGAUUGAUGACACAUCCAAUGGCUCGUCGGAAGAACGAUCUGCAUCUCAGGUGUCAGUUAAUGCGGUCUCCAAAUUGCCUAUAGGCGGAAGCCGUGAUUCCAGCAGCGAUCAGAGUGCAGCCAAAUGGUUCGACCGGGUAAAUGAGAAUGUACAGCCAUCGCACAACAAAUAUGGACGAGCUGAAGUGGAAAGUCCAUUCUACAUGGCCCACCAGUCCAGCUAUCCUGGUGUGCCGGUACAGUCCCACACCGAAGAAGCUUUCGGUCAACGAGCUUCAGAUGACACGGAAAGGGACGAGUUACGUGGUGUCAUCGACGAUCUGACGGUGGAGAACAAAAGGCUCAAACACAUUCUCAACAACCGGCAGUCACAAUCAAGCCCCUCCUCAACAAGCGGUCCGGAUAGAAUUAUCGAAGUUCGGAUGCAUGGGCUGCCCGCUGAGAAGAAAAGAGAACUCGAGCAACUGCUCAAGAGCUUUGCCACUGGACUCAAUGGUGAGACACCUUCCAGCGCUCUCGCACCGGUCGAGAAGUCGCUAUCUAGUAUUGCACCCAGCGCUCCUCCGAGGCUCAAAGCAGAGCUUACCGCAAACACCGAUUCCGGGUAUGCCUCGAUUUCGGGCUCCGGCUUGAAUUCAUCACAUGGGACCGCGAUGUUGCGCGAACCUGUCUCCAGGAGCAAGAGAGACAAAGACAUCAAGGAUUAUCUACACGAUAUCCCCGACUCCCUGUUUCCGCAAGAUACCUUGUCUGUAAGCGAAAGUGCCAGAAUGAUCAUGGUAGUGCAGCGGCUGGAACAAUUGUUCAUGGGGAAUCUGGCACAGCCUGGUGAACAUAGCUUGCCAGUUCAACAACAGCAGAUCUCUCGCGCCGCUGCAAAGGCAGAUCGGGCCGAGAAUCGCAGGCAAAAUCGCGCAAGGAAAGUGGAAGGAUCACGUGAAGCCCGUCGAAGGCCAGCGGAAUCAAAGCUCAAUCUGGAUGCCGUUGAACACGAGCGGCAAACUCUUGCACAAAAACAGGACCAUACAAACGAGAGCUCUUCCUCUUCAGCAACGCCACGAUCAGCCCACGACGGUCUGGGGUCGCCGGAUCAACGGCCGACCCGACCUUUGGACCUCGACAUUCAUCGGGCUCAAACCGCAGUGGACAAUGUCCAAUACCUGCGCCAUUUGGGCUUCUCAUCACCGGCGUUUGACGAGAGUCCCGAGGGCAAGCAGCAGCCAUGGAUGUAUCUAAACUUAUUGAUUAGCAUGGCUCAACUUCAUACCCUCAACGUCACGCCUGCUUUUGUGCGCAAAGCCGUCAAACAGCUCAGCACCAAGUUCGAGCUCUCCAAGGAUGGACACAAGAUUCGCUGGAAAGGAGGACCUACGGAGGAUGAUUCCCCAGAUAUCGAAGCGACUCCAGAGUCGGCUGGUCAACGCGCGUCCGAAGCUACUCCUAAUCUCAGUGGAAGGCAAAGUGGGCGAGGAAGUAUCACAAGUACGUUGAAUGAUCCGCCGUCCAUGUCCAUAUCCGACCAUCAACGCCAUCACGAAAAGCCCACCACUACGACGUCCAAGUUGGUCACGCAAUCCACAACAACCUCCUCACAACCUGCCAUCAAUCCAUCUUCCGGAUCUAAGUCUCCGACCUUCGGCUACAAACCUGUCGUCUUCAAAGGAAAGAAGAGUCGCCUUAGGGCCGGCAACUCAUAUCUGGACUCGUCAAGCUUUUAUGAUGACUCGGCUGAAUCUAGCGGUCUUACACACGCAAUGAGCCGGUCAAGCCUCAGAUCCAAAGAAGAUGCACGCGAAGGCCUCAUCACUUUCUUCAGCAAUCCAUACUUUUGCACUGAUCUGAGUGGAGAUCGCUCACCUAUCAAUAUGAGAUCUAUCGACUCAGAAGAUGAAAGAGAAGUCCUUGGCAUCGCGAAGCAGCAGCAGUCACAGGAAGAAGUCAUACGAGAUUCCAGUACCUGUUACUAUACAGCUAAAGUUGAUGAGUUCGUGAGGUCGUGGCCCGCCAUAUGCUCGGACGUCAAAAUGGACUUUCCACCCAUUGAUGCAGCAGGGGAGGACGAGACGCAACCUAUGGAGCUUGACGCUUCUGGCAUUGGUGGCGUCAGACCCGAAGACAAUUUCGCUCUUGACGUCCAGGUUGGCAGGAAUAGAACCAGAAAUGCCCACACUGAGGAGAGAAGGCUUGGUAGAGGGCCGGCGAAGUACAAUUACCGGACAACUGCAUGCAGAAAACUCUCGCUGCAACCCUCGCGUCUGCCGCCGCCAAGCUAUGUAUUCUUCACAAGCGGCUCGUCCUCAAGCGCAGGUCAGGACCACUUCUACGGCGACGAGAACAGCGAAGCAUCUGAGGAGGAGGAAUCCCCUCUACCUGCAGGUCUCCUUUGGCAAUGGUCGACGAGCUCCAAUGAGCGACAAAUGGCGGACGACGACAAUUCGGAAGCCAGCUCGUCGCUCGGCGUGUUAGAAGCUGCACGUGCGAGGUUCGUCAAUCCUGGUGAUGUGAUACCACAGGAUCGUGACUAUAUCCUAGGUCAAUCAGGCAGAACACAUAUGAGUGGCAGUCUGGCGGCGACGGUGGGCGCGAGUUGGUCUGUGAAGUCAGUUGCUGAGCCUGAGCCAGCCCGUGAGGAGGAUGAGUCGUCUUCGAGUGAUGUGAGCGUCGAUGAAGAUUGAUCGUCGGGUUUCACAUUCUGAAAUUGUUUAUCGAGUUCAUUUCACGAGCGUGGCGCUGCUGGAGUUUGUACGAUCUCUUGAAGAGUUUUUGAUCAGAUACCCAUUGUUAUUAUUGACCAUCGGAUCUGGGCCUGGAUCCAGUGCCUAGUGGCUGAAGGAUCUUGUAUAGAGCCUGCCGAAAUAAUCCAAGUCAUCAUACCCCUCCGAAGUAUGUAUGUCGUACCUAUUGUCUUCUUAUUG
Molecule: messenger RNA, 3160 nt
Organism: Exophiala viscosa
Lineage: Eukaryota; Fungi; Ascomycota; Eurotiomycetes; Chaetothyriales; Herpotrichiellaceae
Product: frequency clock protein
Exons: 2
Coding region: 125-2920 (931 amino acids)
Biological process (GO): regulation of DNA-templated transcription; circadian rhythm
Cellular component (GO): cytoplasm; nucleus
Source: RefSeq, a predicted model, not a curated record